AUGCUGCUGAAUCCGGUCCGACCGUGCGAGGGCUCCCCAACCUACCAAGAAGAAUAUCGAAAUAGCAGCUACGUACCAACUAUAAUCGAAACAUCGUAUGGCUUCCAGAUCGUCGCACCGGAUACUCCAUAUGUGGCAGCAACCGGGGUGGACAGUUUAUACUUUAUCGACACCCGUCUCGAUCAUGACACCGCUCAGCAUAUCAAGAAUCAGAUUGAGAAAGCGACCAUACCAAUCCCGGACGAGUACACCGCUAUAGAUGAGAUUACGGCCACAGCAGAACGGAAAAAUGGCAAAACCGGCGAAACGACAUUUGUAUUCGACCCGGUCUACGCUAGGGUUAUGUUUGCCAAGGGGAUAAACAAGCGCAACCCAGAACUCAAAUUACCUGAGUAUGAGCCUGCUGGCGAUUGGGUAGUAGCCUAUGAUCUGGAUGAGAUAACAGGCAAGAUGAAUGCCGCUUGA
Messenger RNA from Penicillium pulvis, 465 nucleotides. RefSeq lists its product as uncharacterized. NCBI's taxonomy places the organism in Eukaryota, Fungi, Ascomycota, Eurotiomycetes, Eurotiales, Aspergillaceae. The transcript has a single exon. The record is from RefSeq and is a predicted model, not a curated record. Bases 1 to 465 code for a protein of 154 amino acids.